Seriola aureovittata is the source of this 1797-nucleotide messenger RNA. RefSeq names its product zona pellucida protein C (gene zpcx). Gene Ontology annotation, biological process: binding of sperm to zona pellucida; egg coat formation; positive regulation of acrosome reaction. The transcript is spliced from 9 exons. The record is from RefSeq and is a predicted model, not a curated record. Gene Ontology annotation, molecular function: acrosin binding. Bases 111 to 1727 code for a protein of 538 amino acids. Gene Ontology annotation, cellular component: extracellular matrix. Lineage: Eukaryota; Metazoa; Chordata; Actinopteri; Carangiformes; Carangidae.
CAGAGAUAUUUCUUUGCAUUUUUGUUGGACAGUGUAUUGCUGUUCAGCCAGUAAUAAAAGAACAGGAUGAUACAUUUUCCCAGAAUUUUCCAGGAUUUUUUGACAAUCUCAUGCCGUUUCCAUUUGAAAGAAAUUUUGAUUUGACUCCAUAUGACACCAUCUUCAGCUCCUGGCGAACCCGGACCCCUGACUUUCACAUGCUUGCUGAUCUACCUCAAAUCAUGAACGUUCCCAGAGUUCAGGUGUUUUGUGAUGAAUCUCGGCUGACUGUGCUGGUUGAUAAGAGAUCCUAUGGUGUCAUGCUGAAGGUAGAGGAGAUACAGCUGGGUGAUGGCUGCUAUAGCAACAGAGAGCGACCAAACCAAUUUGUCUUCACUUACAGUGUUAAUGAGUGUGGAACUACACAAGCGAUACAGAAUGGCUUGAAGGCGUUCACGAACUUGCUCCGCUUGAAUCUGAAACCUCUCUCCUGGCAGCAAACUCCUUCCACAUUGCACAUCUCCUGUAUCCCAAAAAGGUCUUAUGAUAACCCAGGCCUCUUUACGGCAAUGGCUCCCUCUGAGAGUUUCACAAGCUUUGAUAUCAAAGCCAUGAAUCCAUCCUGGACCAGUGCCACAGAGUCAAAUGUCUAUGAAAGAGGUCAGGUUGUAAACCUCAAGGUUUCUGCUAAAACCAGGCCUGAUCAGCAGCUUUUCAUCCAGUCCUGUUUUGUCUCUGCAUCCCCCGAGCCUCAGACUAAAUCUCGGCAUGCACUCAUAAUGAAUAAAGGGUGCACAACCCCGUUGGGUUCACCUCAUCCUGUCGUACACUUUGUGGCCUCCAGCAGGGGGGAUGUGGUUAAUUUAGCUCUGAACACAUCUUAUCUGAUUUCUGAGCUAUACAUCCACUGUACUGUGCUCAUCUCAGACCAGGGUGUCACCAUUGGCUCAAAAUCCUGCAACUACAAUGUUAUCCAAUCAAGGUGGGAAGAGCUAAGUGGAGAUUUCGAGGUGUGUGAGUGCUGUAGCUCAAGGUGUAAAGGCCCAUCAGUCAAACACUUUCCUGAAGCCAAGGCUACAGUCAGCACUGGUCCCUUAGUCAUUGUGGACAAGAUGAUCUCUGAGCCUGCUGUCUCUGGACCGCAAGAAACCACCCCUGUCCCUCUAACCGACUCCAUGCUUUCUGAUGCUGCAGUGUCGGACGAAACAAUCGUUUCUGGUACUUCUGUAUCAAGAAGCAAGUUCUCCUCUCCCCCACAGGGUGUAGUGGUUGUGAGUCAGGACCCAGUUGCCAGACUGACCCUCUGGCUACCUGGACAGGUGCAGGAUACUGAACACAGCAGCAAUAUUGGUUCUGAGUCCGAAGACAGUUUGACUGUUGUGUUAAAGGCGAGCGAUGUGGUAUCAACUGACCUUUCUGUGCCAAGCACAGAUCAGGAGUCUCACCUGAAUCCACCCACAAACAAGAUCAACUUCCCUCUGCCAGCUGAGAUGACUGUAAAUGACCUAAACCAGAUUGAUUUUAAUCAAACGGGAGAAGACCUGGCUCAAAUGCAAGUAGAUGCAGCUGCCAUGUCCCAAGAAGAAACAACUGAUGUCCAACCAAUAAUUCGCUCAAAAAUCCAAUUUUCCAAAGGCAUGGAUGGAUCGCAGACACUGAGUUAUGAGGAAGAAGUGGUAAAGCCCAGGCAGAAAGGGCUGCACUUAAUUUUCUUGGAUUUGUUGAGGAGGAUGGACAAGGCAGAAUAACUGCAUCUUCACUGGAUAAUUUUUAUAAUGGCACUUUAAGUGAAUAAACUUACUGCAACAAUAAAUUGAA